Molecule: messenger RNA, 2116 nt
Organism: Chara braunii
Lineage: Eukaryota; Viridiplantae; Streptophyta; Charophyceae; Charales; Characeae
Source: the annotation of a GenBank genome assembly
CGUUUCCUCCUCAUCCAGGACUAGAUCCUUCUUCGCUUGUUCCGCGGUGACAAAAGAGCUGCAGUUCUGACACGGAGCAGCGAUGGAUGGGCCGAUCGGUUGCAUCCGUCCCGUACAUGGGGUUUUGCAUCCGCACGAGCUAGUAGCUACGAUCCCAGGUGUCAGAGCGAUGGCGGAAUCUACCAACGGUCCUGGCGAUGGAUGCAGCUACCUUGAUGAGAACGUUUGCGGUGGCCACGCAUCGUCUUCACGAGAAGCAGCUAACAACAGACUAGCAAGAGGUGCGGAAGUGUCGAGUUCUCUCCCUCUCAAGGACUCCUCCCUUCCCUCUUCUCUCGCUUCGGAGACUCAGCUGAUGGAUCUCCCAGAGGAGCUGAUAUGCGAAGUGAUGGGGAUGCUUCCUGCGGCUGCUGACGUGUCGACUGCUGCAAGUGUGUGCUCGGGAUUCGCCCAAGCAGCGCGCUCCGAUCUGACCUGGCAGCGGUUGAUGCCACCUGCCUGCCGUCGGCUGUUAAGCGAGAGACUCAGUGACAAUACUCCGUCGACUGAGAGUCCAGCGCUUGCGGCAGCAGCAGCAGCAGCAGCAGCAGCAGAGGAGGAGGAGGAGGAGGAGGGAGAUGAAAGUGCCCGCCAGAAGCCGACAACAGAAAAAGAUCGUGCGACGUCCUUGUCUACAGCAGAUCGUUGUGCGACGAGAACGUCGGACGCUUGUUCGACUGCCACGACUGGGCGAUCCGCAGAGUCCUCUAAUGCAAGACAACGCUAUCGGCGACUGUGUGAGGAGGGAAUGCUCGACGACAAAUCGCCUUACGUGCUUUACAAACUGGACAGGAGGACGGCCGCCAUAGCCGCCUGCUUCUCGGCAGUCGGGAUGAACGUGAGUUCGACGGAGGAUUCAUCAUUCAUUUUGGACUCCUUCUGGGAGGGGAGGGGGGAGGGGGAGGAGGAGCUAUGGAGCAGGCGAGGCGUCGAGGGCAGCCUCUUCGAGGACGUGGUCAGGAUUCCCUAUCAAGGACUCUUCGGUAGAGCAGAGGUUAGCGGCAGGUUUGAGUGCGCUCUGCCUCCUGGAAGAUACGAGUGUUGCUGUCGAUUACGCAAAGACGACGAUGAAGGCUCAGACACGUCACCGUUGUUCAGACGCCCGCCUAAGGUCACUUUGCAGGUAAACGGAGGGCCAGUAUCUGAGCGGCGACUGAGCACAAGCAACAUACGACGGAGGAUGGGAUCCCGACAACACCGGUGGGUAGAGAAGAGGACCGGACUCGUCGUCGAGCUGUCGCCUGCCAGCCAAACCCAACAGGAGGGGGAGGACAAGACUGUCAAGAAGUCGAUCCCCGACGACAGUUUGGUUCCAACCUGUGUUCAGUUCAAACUGGAGACAGAGCGAGGUGAUGGUGGUUGGUUUCUGGACUGCGUGCUGCUCCGCUCAGCUGAAUCGACAAGCAUGGAGGAGGAGGAGGAGGAGGAGGAGGAGGAGGUGGAGGUUGCAGAAUCCAUACCCCUUCUUGCCCCGCGUUUCCCCCUCCUAGGGUCGAUCUGUCUGUUCCGUCGAUGUGUGCAGCAGCAGUAUGAACUGGUCGAUUGGAGUGUGUAUGCGGAGAGAGUCGAGCCGAAGAACACGAGAGAGGAGGAUGUGGCUCCGAUCAGGUCGUCGCGUUGGGGACUUUUGAGGUCACCGUGGGCGACGAUGCAUCGUCGUCGUCGUGAGGUCCUUUCUCCCCCAGCCAGAGUAAUGAAGGGGUUUGCCACGUGGCCGUCCGUGGGCGGUCCGGCGGCAUCAACGGCGGAGAACCACAGCCGUAGACCUAAUCCGUCGGAGCAGGAGAGGGCAGAUUUCAGCCCACGGCGGACGGCGGGAGCUUUGUUGGGAUCCCAGCCGGGCUCCACCUAACGCAUUUUUGUAAAACGUUGGCUACCCCCUCCUUGCUACGUGAUUGUGGACUUCUCUCCCCCAGCUUUGGCGGGAAUGAUUUUGGCGGGAAUGACCUUGGCGAGAACGAUCCACUCGGCUGGGUUAGCGGGAAGAAGGGGAUGGAGGUUAUUACCAAUAGACGGGAAUGAACUUGGCGGGAACGAUCUACACGGCUGGAAGUAAUAGUAAAGUUGAAGUAAACUG